GUCAGUAAAACUACAGGAGAGCAGCAAACAUAAGCAUCACCCAACAUCUUUUUUGAUAUAAAAUGUCAGUUGAAAGUUUUAAAACUUCAAAUAACGAAUCACGAUGUGUAUUUUUCAACACUGACUCAGAAGACCAUCGAUGUGUGGUGAUCCUGACAGUGAAACGGGCCACAGGAACAUUCUCAUUAUUGGGAUGCUUUUGGAUGUUGUUUGUUAUUUGGCUGCUUCGACGGUACAACUCUGUCGCACAGAAGAUGAUUCUGAGCCUCACUGUAGCUGCUUUCUUCGACAGUGUUGCAUACGUCAUGGGAGACACCCACCUGGAGGGGUCGCUUUGUGACUUCCAGGCCUGGUGGCUCACAUACUUCGACUGGAGCGCACAGAUCACUUUCCUGCGGAGAUGUGUCGGCCGUUGCGCGCUUCCCUGCCGCCCCACACUUCUCAAUAAAAGCUUCUACUCAACUGUGCUUCUUUAA
Messenger RNA from Periophthalmus magnuspinnatus, 476 nucleotides. RefSeq lists its product as uncharacterized. The record is from RefSeq and is a predicted model, not a curated record. The transcript has 6 exons. Gene Ontology annotation, cellular component: plasma membrane. Gene Ontology annotation, biological process: adenylate cyclase-activating G protein-coupled receptor signaling pathway. Gene Ontology annotation, molecular function: G protein-coupled receptor activity. NCBI's taxonomy places the organism in Eukaryota, Metazoa, Chordata, Actinopteri, Gobiiformes, Gobiidae. The coding region runs from base 63 to 476 and encodes 137 amino acids.